GAGAAGAAAGAACAUAAGGAAAAAAGAAAAAAGACUUGGAGAGAAUCAGACUUACUUACAACUGCCUGCAAUGGCUGCUCGAUUCGCCUUCUUCGGUAUAGCCUCGAUAUUGCUGCUUCUCCACUGCUUUGCCAUUUCUACAGACCUAGAGCUUGAGGAGCAUGGAACAGGUCCGGUGUUUAGCUAUUCCGGCAAAACCGGCCCUGACAAUUGGGGAAGCUUGAGCCCUUGUUACACGACAUGCUCGAAUGGAAAAGUGCAGUCUCCGAUUGACAUUGUAAAGAACAAAGUUGUUCGUAAUAAAAACUUGAAGCCCUUGAGAAGAGAAUAUUACCCUGUAAACGCUACGUUGGUUAACCAUGGCUACAACGUUGAGCUGAAAUUUGGAAAUGCUGGAGUCUUGAUUUUAAAUGGCAAGAACUACAUCUUGCGUCAAAUGCACUGGCAUUCUCCUUCUGAGCACAAAAUCAAUGGUGUCACAUUUGAUGCAGAGCUACAUCUAGUCCACAAUGCUAGCGAUGGAAGCUUCACAGUUAUAGCCAUCCUUUAUAAAAUUGGUGAUGCCGAUCCUAUUAUUGCCAAGAUCCAAGGUAAAUUAGCUGAGCUAGGUAAGGAGGUGUUUACAGAUGAAGAUCAAAUCGCCGUUGGGUCCUAUGACACUUGGAAAUUGAGGCGAAAUACACGCAAGUAUUAUAGAUAUGUUGGUUCUCUCACUACUCCUCCGUGCACCGAGAAUGUUACCUGGCACAUCUUUGGCAAGGAGAGAUCAAUAUCUAAAGAACAAAUAAAGGCUUUGAAGGCUCCAGUGAAAGCAACAUGCAAGGAAAAUAGUAGGCCUGUGCAACCCCUGAAUGGGAGACAAGUUGAGCUAUUUGAUGAGUUUUGUUGAGAAGAUGACUCAACUACUGAUGUGUCAUGUUGAGGAGGCUGCGAAGAUAUUCAAAGAUUGCUGAAAUAAAGUUAUUGGAGUAUUUUUAAAUAAGUCAAAAUGUUUGAAAGCUUCAAAGUAGUUGUUACUAGAAAAUAGGAAACUAGAAGAUAAGCUCAUGUAUUCAUGGGCUUGUGAUGCUAUUUCUUUGCAAUUUGUUAUGCAUUUAUGUUAUAUUUCUCAUAUAUAUAAAGCACUUUCUAGUCAAUAAAAUAUAAGGUCAUUUGGGAGCUCAUUUAUGUUCU
This is a messenger RNA of Camellia sinensis, 1173 nucleotides long. Its product is annotated as alpha carbonic anhydrase 1, chloroplastic. Gene Ontology annotation, biological process: one-carbon metabolic process. Gene Ontology annotation, molecular function: carbonate dehydratase activity; zinc ion binding. The record is from RefSeq and is a predicted model, not a curated record. NCBI's taxonomy places the organism in Eukaryota, Viridiplantae, Streptophyta, Magnoliopsida, Ericales, Theaceae.